Wallemia mellicola CBS 633.66 is the source of this 3446-nucleotide messenger RNA. Its product is annotated as ARM repeat-containing protein. The transcript is spliced from 8 exons. The record is from RefSeq and is a predicted model, not a curated record. Gene Ontology annotation, cellular component: AP-3 adaptor complex; endosome membrane; membrane coat. Gene Ontology annotation, biological process: protein targeting to vacuole; Golgi to vacuole transport. NCBI's taxonomy places the organism in Eukaryota, Fungi, Basidiomycota, Wallemiomycetes, Wallemiales, Wallemiaceae. The coding region runs from base 37 to 2382 and encodes 781 amino acids.
CAUAGAUGAUGGUAGAAUGACGAGAAUGACACCUUGAUGCUCUUCAUCCAACAACUAUCCGGUUUUAUAAAGGGAUUACGAGCUAACAAGGACGAUGAGAGGAAAUUUAUAGAAAGCGUUUUAGAUGAGAUAAAGGUAGAGAUUAGGAAUUCUGAUAUCGAUAUCAAAUCAACCGCAAUCUUGAAAUUGACCUAUAUUGAAAUGCUUGGAUUCGAUAUCUCCUGGUCCGCUUUCCCUAUCAUAGAAACUGCAUCAUCAUCGAAAGCACACCUGAAAGCAAUCGGUUAUUUAGCAGCCAAUCAGUCUUUCAAUAGCCAAACUGAAGUUAUGAUGCUCAUGCCAAACUUACUUAAGAAAGAUCUUCAAUCUGAGCCCGGACUAGCAUUAACGUCAUUUACGAGUAUAGCAACCCCUGAGUUAUCCGUCGACUUGGCUAGCGAUAUAAGUAGACUUACCACACAUACAAAACCAUCAGUACGUCAAAAAUCCGUCGCUGCUAUUCUCAAAUCAAUCACUUUAACAAAUGAUUUCGAAUUGGCCGAUUUCAAAAAACGCCUUAGAGAGAGAUUAAACGAUCAGGAUCCGGGAGUCAUAGUGGCAACCGUAUCGGCGAUAACAGAAUUAGCAACUAGCUACCCAACUCAAUGUCUCCAUUUCGCUCCCUCGUUAUACCGCUUACUGACAUCAUCGACAAACAAUUGGCUUGUUAUCAAAGUACUCAAGUUGUUCGCUACUCUUUUACCAUAUGAGCCACGUCUACAGAGGAAGCUAUUCAGUCCGAUAAAUGAACUGAUCGAAAAUACUACUGCAGUUAGUGUUCUUUAUGAAUGCGUCCUGACCUGCAUCAUCGGUGGAAUGUUAUCAACUGGUGACCUAGCUGAGAAGUGCCUCGAGAAACUUACCCAAUUUCUGGAUGAGGAGGAUCAGAAUCUUAAGUAUGUCUCGCUAUUAGCAAUUGCCCAGAUGGUACCCCAUCAUGCCCACCUGCUUUAUGAACAUGAAGACGCACUGUUGAGCACACUUGAUGAUGUCGACACUCUGAUUCGCCUUCGCGGUCUUGAAAUACUAAGUGCGAUAGUAACGAAGAGCAACGUGGAACGGGUAAUGAACAAACUUUUUGAGCAACUCUUACCAACACAAACGAGUGCGAAGGAUGCCUUAACCGGUGGCACGAAGUCCACACCAAAAAACUACAUUCGCCAACUCGCGCAGGAGAUAAUAAAGAUUUGCAAAAAAGACCAUUAUACCAACAUACCAUCGUUUAGUUGGCUUAUUAAUGUUAUUAUGCAACUUGCAAAAGUUGUACCACCGUCGAGAGGUUCUGAAGGUAUCGAUGAAUUGGGUGAGGAAUUUUCACAACUUUUGGUUGAUAUUGCCGUAAAUUAUCCACAAACACGCCAAUACGCUACGAAUGUAAUGCAGGAUAUGCUAGUUGAAUAUGUCGAAACAGAUAUACCAGUUAGUAUGGUUUCUGAUUUACUUCCUGCUGCUGUAUAUAUUACUGGUGAAUAUGCUAUGCAAGUAACGUCUUCUCAGUUUCUAGAAGCCGCUCAACCUACAAUACAGCAAUUGAUACAUCCUAAAUUCCUUGAAACAUCUCAUUUCGUGAUGGGUUUGACAGUCAUUUCCAUUGCUCGAGUGUAUGGUAUACAUGCAAUGCUUGUUGCAAAUGGCUGGGAAGAUGAUAUUAGGGAUCGUCAGACGAAAUUGACCGAAUUGACAAACUUGACGAGUGAAACAAGAGAUGGAAUUAUUGCAUACACUACGAUCGCAGAUGUAGAAGUAAAGGAGCGCGCAAGACAAUUGCUCAAUCUCCUCAAUGUCGUUUAUGGUGAUCUUAUAAAAGAUCAAGAUAGCAACGAAUGUCCGAAAUCACUAUACCUCGUUAGUAGCAUUUAUUUCAACAAAGCAUUAGAAGUGAAAGAGGACGAAGAGAUGGUGAAAUUUGAUCUCAACGUGCCACUUUUUGUCAAUAUCGAUGAAGAAUCCUACACAGAUGACGAACCAGAAAUACAACCACAGGAGAAUAAAGAGGAGCGCCGUCACAGUACAAAGCUACGUCAAGAAACACCAGAAGAGAGGGCUGAAAGAAAGAGACGUAAAGCUGCACUCAAAGCUGAACGAGAUGCCAACCCAUAUUAUAUAAAAUCCAAGAAAGAUAAAGGAACAGAUUCGGAUGACUUAGACGAUGUCCCAGUUGUGAACCUUGAUAUUGAUGAGAAUGCCAGUAGUGGUAACAGUACACCACUCUUCUACCCUAAAACUUCAAGUGGGACGUCAUCACUCAAAUCAGCCAGCACGCAAAAUCUCGAACCAACAGCAAUUGAGAGUGGAAGUAUUAGCAAAGUCGUAAAGAAAAAAUCUAGGAGUAGAAAAGUAUAAUACGUGCAUUGUUCAUUAAAUAGAAUGUUUUCCUUCGCUUCUUUUUUGUUGUAAUUACAUCAAUUGUUAAAAUCGAUUGGUUUGAAUGUAGCCUCAAUCUUUAUUCUACCACAUUUAACGUUAGAUAAGUUGAACCAGUCAAUUUGUCUCUCCUUAGCAGUAAGCAAGUCAGUCAAGCUUACUGUUACUGUACCAAGUGAAGUAUUGGUUGCGAAAUCCUUGUCAUCAAAUACUUCAACAGAUACCAUACUUUUGUUCUUAUUCUUGACGAGGUAUUCUUUGUUAUUACCCCAAUUUGGAUUUUUGGUUUGCUUCAUUGUCUGUGUCUUGUGUAUUUGCUUUUUACCGACUCUGAGAACUGCAUAUGGAGAUAUGUUUCCAUUAAAGAUUGACCCACUGCUAUCGAGAUCUUGCGCCUGUGUUAUUGAAACUCUAACAACACCACUUGGAAGAUCUGGUGGAGGGAUGACAUUUCCUUCCUCAUCCUUCGAUGGUUCAAGGACGGGGAAGAAGUGAAUACCAUAGUCGAGCAAACCAUGUUCCUUUCCAUCGUAGAUAAUCUUGGCAUUUGAGUCCUUGCUAUUUCUCUCCUCAUUAAGUGUUGCGAGAUCGAAUGAUGCCAUACCGAUAUCACUGUCUUUCCUAUGAUCAUUGAAAUCCAUGACGUUCAUAAUAAGCAUGUCAUUCAAGUUUGUCAGCAAAAGGUACUUGACUUCAUUCCAGCUUGGCUCAGAUGCAUUCUGUAUUGUUGCGGUUCUGUCAAUAUCAACGUUAGCGCCAAUGUUGAAUGAAACAUAUGGAUCUGGUUUUCCACCGCCAAGUUUAGAUGUCUUGAGGUGACGAGCUGAGUUAAUUUCAACCUUGAUCACACCGACAGCGGCAUCCAUUGGUGUUCCAGCGAGAAUUUCCUUGAUGUUGAGAGUGAAUUCGUUUGGAUGGUACAUCAUUGGUCCCAUAUUAGAGUGUACUUGGCCUGUAAUGAACGCACUCAAUCCUGGAAUCUAUUUGGUGCUGUAUUAACCAACAUCAAAUCCAAAGGUAUCACCACCGAUAGGUUUCAAUAC